This is a messenger RNA of Batrachochytrium dendrobatidis JAM81, 836 nucleotides long. RefSeq lists its product as uncharacterized. Gene Ontology annotation, cellular component: ribosome. Gene Ontology annotation, molecular function: structural constituent of ribosome. The record is from RefSeq and is a predicted model, not a curated record. Gene Ontology annotation, biological process: translation. Bases 1 to 762 code for a protein of 253 amino acids. The transcript is spliced from 2 exons. Lineage: Eukaryota; Fungi; Chytridiomycota; Chytridiomycetes; Rhizophydiales.
AUGCAUUGUAUUUUUAUUAUACAGAUCAAUAUUGCCUACCCGGCCACUGGUGCUCAGAAGAUGGUUGAAAUCGAUGACGAGCGCAAGCUCCGCAUCUUUUAUGACAAGCGCAUGGCUACCGAGGUCAGUGGAGAUGGACUUGGCGAUGAGUUCAAGGGAUACAUCUUCAAGAUCACUGGUGGAAACGACAAGCAAGGUUUCCCUAUGAAGCAGGGUGUUCUUCUCCCUCACCGUGUCCGUCUUUUGCUCUCUGACGGUCACUCUUGCUAUCGUUCCCGCCGUACCGGUGAGCGUAAGCGCAAGUCGGUUCGCGGAUGCAUUGUUGGAUCUGAUAUUUCUGCACUUUCUCUUGUUGUCGUGAAACAGGGCGAGCAGGAUAUCCCAGGUCUCACUGACGUUGCUAUCCCCAAGCGUCUUGGUCCCAAGCGUGCCAACAACAUCCGCAAGAUGUUCAACUUGACCAAGGAGGAUGAUGUUCGCAAGUAUGUUAUUCGCCGUGAUGUUGUGUCCAAGAAGGAUGCCACCAAGAUUAGAUCCAAGGCACCCAAGAUCCAGCGUCUUGUGACACCACUUACUCUUCAGCGUAAGCGCAACCUCAAAGCAGUCAAGCGCCGUAAUGCCGAGUCCUCCAGAGAGGCAGCAGCUAAUUACACCCAACUUCUUGCUCUACGCAUUAAGGAGAAGAAGGAGAAGCGUCAUGAAAUCCAUGUCAAGAGACGCCUGUCGUCGACUCGCAAGUCGACCUCGUCUGCCAAGGAAUAAGCUUGUUGCUGUUAUUCAGAAUUUGUUUUGCAGUACCAUAUAUUCUUUUCUCAACAACAAUGAUUCUUUAAACC